AUGGCAUUUCAGAAGGCAGUGAAAGGAACUGCUCUCAUUGGAGGAGGUGCCAUAGCAACAGUUUUUGGCCUCUCUCAAUUUUCUCAGUAUAGAAACAAACACGGUACCUUUGUGCAUGUUCAAGCUGCAGAAGCUGUGACUGUUCCAAUAAAAAGCCAUUUCCCCACAAGAGAGCAACAAAUUUUGGCACUGCAAACCACAGGUGAAUUUGAUGUCCUUGUUAUAGGCGGAGGAGCAACAGGAUGUGGCUGUGCUUUAGAUGCAGUCACUAGAGGACUAAAAACAGCCCUUCUAGAAAGAGAUGAUUUCUCAUCAGGGACCAGCAGCAGGAGUACUAAAUUGAUCCAUGGUGGAGUGAGAUAUCUUCAGAAGGCCAUCAUGAAGUUGGAUUUUGAGCAGUACAAGAUGGUGAAAGAAGCACUUGAGGAGCGUGCAAAUCUGCUUGAAAUUGCUCCUCACCUAUCAGCUCCUUUGCCAAUAAUGCUACCUGUUUACAAAUGGUGGCAGUUGCCAUACUACUGGUUUGGAAUAAAACUAUAUGACCUCGUGGCGGGAAGUCAGUGUCUGAAAAGUAGUUAUGUCCUUAGCAAGUCAAGAGCCUUGGAGCUCUUUCCAAUGCUACGCAAAGACAAGCUUGUUGGAGCCAUUGUCUACUAUGAUGGACAGCACAACGACGCACGAAUGAACCUCUCCAUCGCCCUCACUGCUGCCAGGUACGGCGCUGCCACGGCCAAUUACGCUGAAGUGCUGCGCUUGCUCAAGACGACAGACCCGGCCGGCGGGAAGGAGCGCGUGUGCGGGGUGCGCUGCAGGGACGUCUUAACAGGGCAGGAAUUUGAUGUCAAAGCCAAAUGUGUUAUCAAUGCUACGGGACCUUUCACAGACUCUGUGCGCAAAAUGGAUGAUCAGGAAGUACCAAACAUCUGUCAGCCAAGUGCAGGCGUGCAUAUUGUGAUGCCUGGUUAUUACAGCCCUGAUAAUAUGGGUCUGCUUGACCCAGCCACCAGCGAUGGUAGAGUGAUUUUCUUCCUGCCGUGGGAGAAGAUGACUAUAGCAGGGACCACAGACAGCCCAACUGAUGUUACUUCCCAUCCGAUACCAACAGAAGAAGAUAUAAACUUCAUUUUGAAUGAAGUGCGCAACUACCUUAGUGUUGAUGUUGAAGUGAGAAGAGGAGACGUGUUGGCAGCGUGGAGUGGCAUUCGUCCUCUGGUCACAGACCCCAACUCCAAAGACACGCAGUCGAUAUCCCGGAAUCAUGUCGUUACCAUUAGCGAUAGUGGCCUUGUCACGAUAGCAGGUGGGAAGUGGACAACCUACCGUGCCAUGGCGCAGGACACCAUUGAUGCAGCUAUUCAGGCGCAUGAUCUGAAGGCAGGUUCCAGUAAGACCAUUGGACUGCAGCUACAAGGGGCUGAGGACUGGAGUCCCACUCUCUACAUUAGGUUGGUCCAAGACUAUGGACUUGAAAGUGAGGUGGCUCAGCAUCUAGCUUCGACAUACGGUGACAAGGCUUUUGAGGUGGCCAAAAUAGCCCAAGUUACAGGAAAGAGAUGGCCUAUUGUUGGAAAACGUCUUGUAUCUGAAUUUCCUUAUAUUGAAGCCGAGGUUGUCUAUGGUGUUAAAGAGUAUGCCCGCACGGCAGUGGAUAUGAUUUCCCGACGUACUCGCUUGGCCUUUCUGAAUGUGCAGGCUGCAGAGGAAGCCCUGCCAAGAAUCGUAGAUAUAAUGGGGAAAGAACUUAACUGGAAUGAGCAGAAAAAAAAGGAAGAACUUGAAGCUGCUAAAAAAUUUCUUUAUUAUGAAAUGGGCUACAAAGUAAAAUCAGAUCAAUUAACAGACAGGUCUGAAAUCAGUCUAGUGCCUUCAGAUAUUGAAAGGUAUAAGAAGCGAUUCCACAUGUUUGACAAGGACAAGAAAGGGUUUAUUACUAUACUGGAUGUGCAGCGCGUCUUGGAGAGCAUCAGUGUGCAAAUUGCUGAAAAUACACUUCAUGAUAUUCUAAAUGAAGUGGAUCUGAACAAAAAUGGACAGGUUGAGCUCAAUGAGUUUUUGCAGCUCAUGAGUGCUAUUCAGAAGGGCCAUGUGUCUGGAAGCCGGCUGGCUGUGCUCAUGAAGACUGCCGAGGAGAAUCUGCAUCAGAGGGUGGUGAUUCCGGUGGACCGGAGCGGUGGUGGACUGUGAGUGCAAACACACGUCUGCUCGCAGCCACAGCUAAUGGAGAUGCGUAGCUGUGUCUCUCUGCUGAAAAACAUUCCAGUGCUUCUGAUUGUCCUUGCUUGUUCAAGAUGACCACUAUCUGUCCAUCGGUGUAGCUCUUACAAAAACACAUUGGUGCAUUUUUUUUCAUUAUUAAUGGUUUUCUGUACAGCUCUUAAUACUCCGGUAUGUGGCCUUUUGGAUUGGGUAUUCUUUAGACACAGGGGUUUAUUAACAAGAGUUCAGGAAUACAGUCUAGAAAGAUUUGGGUGCACACACAAGCACAUGUGCACAUACUGCCUUGUUCAUUAACUUUUAUAUCACCUUUACCUUUAAAGAAAACGAUGCUCAGAAAGCGAAUCCUGCUUUAAAUGCAUUGCAUUGAGUUUUGCAAAUACACGUUUAGUAUUUAAAAGCUGCUGAUCUGUCCUCUUCAACAAAGAGCAAGAGAGGGAAAGCUGAUGUUCUGGAUUGGAGAUAGUAUCACGGAAGGAACAAAACUGACGCUUCCUGAGGUAGCGAUUACGGUGAAGAACUGUCAUGAGCCUUCCAUAGGUGGUUGAUUUGGCUCUUUCGGGUGCUCCGUUAUUUCAGUGGUACCAAUACUUGGCCAGACAAAAAUAUCAGCAGUAUGAAGCUGGAAAACUACAAGACAUCUUGAUUAAUCACCCAAGCUAAUAAUUUAGUUAAAAGCUAGGGGACAGCUUUCCUUUCUCCCAUAUUAAUAAAAAUAAGCUUCCUUUAAUAAAUAGCAUUGUCUGGCAGGUGGUGGUUUAUGCUGUAAAGUGCUUCAUACUGUUUCCAGUUUUGGACAAACCCUGAUGAUAUGUAGAAUAUGGCAGUUUUUGAUAGCGUAACAGUCUUAAUUGUGUAUUUAAAAAUGCUCAAACACGAAGUGAAACAAUGAAAUUUGUUUUGCAUUCCACUAACUUUUCUAUAAAAGUGAAAGGGCUAUUUUUCAGCAGAUUAAUGAAAAAAAAAAAGAUUAGGACCACUCACUUGAGCUGUGUUCAACAAUGUUGUAUCUGGCUAUUUGCCUUUCUAUUGUUAGAUUGACUAGGUUCAAGAUCAGAUGGAAGAUUUCUGCCUAAUGUAGAACAAGGAAGGGAGAAACAUAAGAAUGGUUUAUUGAUGAAUUUGUCAUUCUGUUGUAUUCUUUGAGUAUAAAUACCAAUUUACAACUCAAAACAAGCUUCAGUUCCAAGGUGUCAGAAUUUAUAGUUGUAUAAAAUCUGAUAUAUUUUAACUGACGUCCACUUUCACUAAUGGAAAAUAACAGUACAGGAAUGAACAGCAAAGAUUACUUUGAUAUUUUGAAAGGGAAAAUGAUUGCAUACACAAAAUGGAGAUGCUGAGGAGUGUUAGUAUGUAGCAUAGUAAGUACAGAUGUUGUGUGUGGCUGGAGAGGCAGAGUCCUUCAAAAAAAACACUAAAAAUUCAGGUGUUUAA
Messenger RNA from Gymnogyps californianus (California condor), 3648 nucleotides. It is a transcript of the gene GPD2, whose product is annotated as glycerol-3-phosphate dehydrogenase 2. The transcript has 16 exons. Bases 1 to 2184 code for a protein of 727 amino acids. Gene Ontology annotation, cellular component: mitochondrion; glycerol-3-phosphate dehydrogenase (FAD) complex. Lineage: Eukaryota; Metazoa; Chordata; Aves; Accipitriformes; Cathartidae. Gene Ontology annotation, biological process: glycerol-3-phosphate metabolic process. The record is from RefSeq and is a predicted model, not a curated record. Gene Ontology annotation, molecular function: glycerol-3-phosphate dehydrogenase (quinone) activity; calcium ion binding.